CUUCCUGCACUUGCCUCCACAUGCCGCAUAUUUGACCCAGCACUUGACGUUCUUUGGAGGAAUUUGUCUUCCGUGGAGGCCCUCACCAGAUGUAUGCCAGGUGACCUGUUUACCGUUGAGCAAGGAUGCAUGGUACUACAGAAACCUCCUGACGACAAGAUGUGGGACACUCUUUGCAAAUACACGUCCCGCGUACGCUCGAUCAGACAAAUAUAUCACACAUCUAUCGAAGCUCUUGGGUCGAUACUGUUGUCUUGUCCUUUGGCACCCACAUCUUUGUUUCCCAACCUCCGUGAGCUAACAUGGCACGCCAAUGGAACUCGCGGCGCAGCAGAUUUCUUGCGCAUGGCUCUUGUGCCUACCCUACUGAUCCUGGAUGUGACGGUUUCUUCAGUUUCAACUUCCCAUGCAUUUCUCUCGGUCCUUUCGUCUCUUGGGACCUCGUGUCCUCACCUCCAGAGCUUG
Messenger RNA from Suillus fuscotomentosus, 465 nucleotides. RefSeq lists its product as uncharacterized. The annotation marks the transcript as partial. NCBI's taxonomy places the organism in Eukaryota, Fungi, Basidiomycota, Agaricomycetes, Boletales, Suillaceae. The record is from RefSeq and is a predicted model, not a curated record. The transcript is spliced from 2 exons.